Prinia subflava (tawny-flanked prinia) is the source of this 3890-nucleotide messenger RNA. It is a transcript of the gene TOP1MT, whose product is annotated as DNA topoisomerase I mitochondrial. NCBI's taxonomy places the organism in Eukaryota, Metazoa, Chordata, Aves, Passeriformes, Cisticolidae. The record is from RefSeq and is a predicted model, not a curated record. The transcript has 13 exons. Gene Ontology annotation, cellular component: chromosome; mitochondrial nucleoid. Gene Ontology annotation, biological process: DNA topological change; DNA replication. Gene Ontology annotation, molecular function: DNA topoisomerase type I (single strand cut, ATP-independent) activity; DNA binding. The coding region runs from base 983 to 3187 and encodes 734 amino acids.
CCAUUGGAAUCAUCCCCACAGUCCCUGAGCUGUGUCCCAUCCGUCUCCUUUUCCAGGGUGUCCAUGAUUGACCCCAGCCCUUCCUUUGGGCUGUUGGUGCUGCCAAACCUUUCCUCCUGAGGUUCCUCUGGGAAUAUUUCCUUAGGAGCUGCCCUGUUUCGUCUGGAGGCUUUGUGGUUCUGCUCCUUUGAGCUUCCUCAUCCCACAAAAUCCGGCUUGGGGUCAUUCCCUGCUGCCUUGGGGUAUCUCCAUCCGUGGUGCUGCCGUGGCUUGAGGGAGAUGAGGGAGGAAUUCCCUAAUUUGGGAUGGGAGAGGGGAAUUCUGGUGGUGAGAAUCGGCUGUGAUGUCAUUGUAGGUCCCAGGAUGAAUCCCAGAGAACAGGACCUGCAGUGGGAGAGCAGCCCUUGGAGACCCAGAAUGGAAUUGGGGUAGGAAAACUGGGGAGAGUGUCCCACCUUGGACCUAAUCCUGCAUCUCCUCCGUUCGCUCGGGAUUUGGGAUAACCUCUCUCCUUUCCCAACAUCCCUUCCCUUAUUCCUGCAUCCCACAGGUCCCAGGUGAAAGUGUUGCUGCAUCCCCCUCUGGAGAUCCUCUGGAGAGGGAUGUGGGGCUCACAGCUGUGAGGGAGAGGGAGGAGAAGGUGCUGGAUCCCCCCAUCCCACAGCAGGAAGAGGAUUCCCGAGCCCCAAAAAGAAAAAGAGGGAAGAAACAAGAGGAAAAUAAGCAGGAAAAGGGAUUGAAGAGGAAAAGAGGGAAGAAACAGGAGGAAAAUAAGGAGGGGAAGAGGUUGAAGGGGAAAAGAGGGAAGAAACAGGAGGAAAAUAAGCAGGGAAAGGGAUUGAGGGGAAAAAGAGGGAAAAAACAGGAAGAAAAUAAGCAGGGAAAAGGUUUGAAGAAAAAAAGAGGGAAUAAACAGGAGGAGAAUAAGCAGGGAAAGGGAUUGAAGAGAAAAAGAGGGAGGAAGGAUAAAUUUGAGGAUUUGAUGGAUGGCGUUGAGGAGGAGGAGGGAGAUGAGGGCAGGAACUGGGAAGGGGAACAGGGAAGAGCCAAAAUACAGAGAAGCAGCAGCAGCCAGGGAUGGGAGGAUGGGGAAAAAAAGCGGGAAAAGGGGAAAGCGAAGGAAUCCAAGAAAGGGAAAGGGGUUAGAAAGGUAGGAAAGAGGAAAAUGAAGGAAAACUUGCUGCAAGAGGAGCAAGAGAUGGAGAAAGACAAAGAGGGAGAGGAAGGAGUGAGAGGUGAAGAGGAGGAGAGGGUGGGAGAGGGAAGUGAAGAUGGAAAAGGAAUAAAAGAGGAGGAAGAGGUGGGUGAGGAAGAGGAGGAAGGAUUGGGAGAGACUGGGAGUGCAGGGAUGGGGCAGGAGGUGAAGAAGGAGGAGGAGGAAAGGAAGGGAGAUGUUCCAGAGAAAGAGAAGUGGAAAAACAAGGAAGAGCCAGAGGUGGAAACCAAAGAGAUGGAAAAAAAGAGUGAAGAGGAGGAAACUCCAGGGAAAACUGGGGAAGGGAAAUCUAAGGAAGGAGAAGAAAAGAAAAAGGAAGAAAAGCGCAACAAAAAGACUAAAAAACAGAAGGAAGAAGAAAAAGAGGCGAAAAACAAAUGGAAAUGGUGGGAAGAGGAGAAGAAGGAAGAUGGAGUCAAAUGGAUGCAGCUGGAGCACCGAGGGCCCUACUUCGUGCCCCUCUAUGAGCCCCUGCCCGAGGGCGUGCGGUUUUAUUACGAUGGAAAACCCCUGAAGCUGAGCCUGGCCACAGAGGAAAUUGCCACGUUUUAUGCCAAAAUGUUGGAUCAUGAGUACACCACCAAGGAGAUCUUCCAGAACAACUUCUUCCACGACUGGAGGAAGGAAAUGACCUCAGAGGAGCAAGAGAUAAUCAAGGACCUGGACAAAUGUGACUUCAGGGAGAUCCACAAAUAUUUUGUGGACAAAAAUGAGGCCCGGAAAGCACUUCCCAAGGAGGAGAAGCAGAAGCUGAAGGAGGAGGCGGAUAAGAUCCAGGAGGAAUACGGAUACUGCAUCCUGGAUGGGCACCGGGAGAAGAUUGGCAACUUCAAAACGGAACCUCCGGGGCUCUUCCGUGGCCGUGGGGAGCACCCCAAGAUGGGGAUGCUGAAGAAGAGGAUCAUGCCAGAGGAUGUCACCAUCAACUGCAGCAGGGAUUCCAAGAUUCCCGAGCCCCCAGAGGGUCACAAGUGGAAGGAGGUGCGCUGUGACAACACGGUCACCUGGCUGGCCUCGUGGACAGAGAACAUCCAGAACACCUUGAAGUACAUCAUGCUGAAUCCCAGCUCCAAGCUGAAGGGGGAGAAGGACUGGCAGAAAUACGAGGUAGCUCGGCGCCUAAAGGAUGUCGUCCACACGAUCCGGGCUCAGUACAGAAAGGACUGGAAAUCCAAGGAGAUAAAGAAGCAGCAAAGAGCAGUGGCUCUCUACUUCAUUGAUAAGCUGGCCCUGCGAGCUGGGAAUGAGAAGGAGGAAGGGGAGACGGCGGACACGGUCGGGUGCUGCUCGCUGCGCGUGGAGCACAUCCAGCUGCACGCCCAGCUGGACGGGCAGGAGCACGUGGUGGAGUUUGACUUCCUCGGGAAAGACUCCAUCCGCUACUACAACAAAGUGUCCGUGGAGAAGCCGGUGUUCAAGAACCUGCAGCUCUUCAUGAAGAACAAGGACCCCACCGACGACCUCUUUGACCAGCUCACUACAACCUUCCUGAACAAACACCUCCAGCACCUCAUGGACGGAUUGACGGCCAAAGUCUUCAGGACCUACAACGCUUCCAUCACCCUGCAGGAGCAGCUCAAGGCCCUCACCAACCCCGAAGACAACGUUGCAGGAAAGCUCCUGUCCUACAACCGAGCCAACCGAGCCGUGGCCAUCCUGUGCAAUCAUCAGAGGUCUGUACCAAAGACCUUUGCCAGGUCCAUGCAAGUCCUCCAGGAAAAGAUUGAUGCCAAGAAGAAACAAGUGGAGGAAGCCCAGGAAGAAGUGAAAAAAGCUGAAGAUGAGUUUAAAGAAACCAAAGAUGCCAAAGCAGAACUCAACGUGGAGAAGAAGACGAAGCUGUUGAAGAGGCUGGAGGAGCAAUUGGCCAAGCUGAACGUGCAGGCCACGGACAAGGAGGAGAACAAGCAAAUAGCUCUGGGCACAUCCAAGCUGAAUUACCUGGAUCCCAGGAUUAGUGUGGCUUGGUGAGCCUGGGGUGUGAAAUCACAGAAUGGUUUGGGUUGGAAAGGACCCUAAAAUUUGUGGUGUUCAAUGGGUAGAGACCCCUCCCACUAUUCCAGGUUGCUCCAGGCCCCAUCCAGCCUGGCCGUGGAGACUUCCAGGGAUGCAGUGGAGAGGACCCUGCUGGGUAACUGGUCCCCACUUGUGUCUUGUGGUCUGCACAGGUGCAAGAAAUUCGGGAUUCCCAUCGAGAGGAUCUACAACAAGACCCAGAGGGAGAAGUUUGCCUGGGCCAUCGACAUGGCUGGCGAGGACUUUGAAUUCUGAGCUGGUGCCUUCCGUGUUAAAUCCCAAAUCCUGCUCAUUUGGUGCUGUUGAGAAGCUUUUUUUUUUUCUUUAACUUGCUGCUGCUUGGGGCUGAGGGUUCUCUGAGUUUGGUGCCUUUUUUUUUGUAUGGAAAAGCAAACACCCGGAUUUCCAAUUGAAAACAGGUAUUGCUGUUUGGGAUUUGGGACUUUGAGAACUCCUAAUUCCUCUUCAGAGUUGCCAAGAACUUGGGAUUUUUUUUUUUUCUUUCUCCCUCUGUAGUCUUGGAAGGAGAUUAAAUAAGAGCCUUAAUUGUGCUGAUCAACAAGAUCAGGUCUAAUCCUGUCUCCUUGGGGUGGUGGAGCUGUGCUGCCCUUCCCAGACUGGAUGGGGUGGAUGGGGAAACACGAGGUGAUGACAGCAG